GUCUCGACCGCGGGACCGCACAUGUUUACGGGCAGCAUUCCGCCGGUUGAGGCUGGAGCCGACUCCGGACUGGAAUAACCAACAGCCGGACGCGGAGCCCCCGAAAGCGUGGAAUUUUAACCUUUUUAACGUCGUUUGCGUGUACGACAGCGAAUAACGUCGAGUGAACCUGCUUCAUUUCGCUCAUUUAAAGCGAAUUCGUCGACGAGAAAAGGUUAUACGACCAGUCGGGUGCCAUUUUGUUCAAUCGUGUACGCGUAAGACGGUGGUUGUGGAUGCUCCGCGUUUUCCCGAUAACUUCUCUCCCAGUUAGCGAGGAAAGCAGCGAAAACAAACAGGUCGAGGGGAGGAAAAAAAAGGAAAAAGGAGCGAGCUCGGCAGCCGGUUUUGGACGUGGGGAGAAUUUGUUUGUCUUGUCCUGACCGCGGAAGUCGACGGCGUCGGGCCCGUGGAGUAUGUUCCCGCUUCCGGACGUUUUGUCAGGGCUCCUGCUCAUGCCUCUCCUUGACGUUGUUUACCAGCCGAGCCGCUUCAUGCUGUAAAAAAAAUCCCUCCCCUCGGGUAAAUUCGCUUCGGACACCCGCGUAGAAAUGCACGGCCGGCGCCUGGUCAAGCGCUCCAUCCUCGGCAGCCGAGUGUACGCGCCGAGUCCGACCGGCGACGGCGCUCCGGUCACCGGAGUGGUCCAGGCUGUCAAGCAGGAGAGCGGCGGGGAAGCAGCGGCGGCCGCCGGGGCCCGGCGCGGCGGCGGAAGCACCAACACCAGCAGCGUUUACACGGUGCUCAUGCCGGACGGCAGCCUCAAGGAGUUCGCCGAGGAGGAGAUAGCCGCCGCGGGCUUCAACCACACUAAGGGACCGCUCAAGUCCAGCUUGAAGAACUCCAUUAACGGAGGCCCGGAAGGGCACAGGAGCGACUGCCCCGAGGCGGCGGCGGAGGGCGACCACCGCGAGAGCAACGGCAAACGGAUGGACGCCUGUCGAUCCGUGUCACUGCUGGAGCAGAAGCGCAAGGUGGUCUCCUCCAGUAUCGACGUCCCACACGCUAGGCGGUCAGAGGAGGAAGUGGACAUGGACAAGGUGACGGCGGCCAUGGUGCUGACCAGCCUGUCCACCAGCCCGCUCGUCAGGAGUCCGCCCGUCAAAGUUAGCGAGGCCCUGAGCGGCUCGUGGAAAGAGAACGGCUGCGCGGGUCCCUUCACGCCGUCCAGUAACAGCUCGUCGGGCGGCUACUGGAGCUGGUCGGCGCCCAGCGACCAGUCCAACCCGUCCACGCCGUCUCCGCCCCUGUCGGCCGACAGCUUCAAGCCCUUCCGGGUCCCUGGCGGCGGGGCCCUCAACGCCGAGGACCCCUGCCUGGAGGAAACGGACGGCAGCAGCUUGCUCUUCGACGAGCCCAUACCGCGCAAGCGCAAGAACUCCAUGAAGGUGAUGUUCAAGUGCCUGUGGAAGAACUGCGGCAAAGUUCUGAGCACGGCCGCUGGCAUCCAGAGGCACAUUCGCACCAUCCACCUGGGGCGCAACUGCGACUCGGACUGCAGCGACGGCGAGGAGGACUUCUACUACACGGAGAUCAAACUCAACACGGACGCGUCGGCCGAGGUCCCGGGCGGUCUUUCGCCUGCGUCGCCCUCGGCGCUUGCGCCGCCCCGGCCGGACGGGCCGCCGCCCUUGCCCUCGCCCCCGCCGCCGCCCUGCACCAAGGAGCCUCACGCCGGCAGCGCCACGCCGCUCAGCCGCUCCGCGCCCAGCGCGCUCUACCUCAUCCACGCCGACCACGCCUACCAGGCCACGGCCCCGAUGUCCAUCCCGUCCAACGGCGCCCCCGCCGACCCGGCGUCGUCGUACAGCUUCACGCCCACCAACGGAUCGGGCUUCAGCAUCUCCUGGCAAUCGCCGCCCGUCGCCUUCACCGGCAACACGGUGUCACCCAGUAAGAGUCAAGGCUUCGCCGAGCAGCGCUCCCAAACCAUCGCCGUCCUCUCCUCGCCGCCCAGAGCCACGGCCGCCCUCAGUCGUAAAGUGCGCGGCGAAGGCAAAAAGUGCCGCAAAGUGUACGGGAUGGAGAACCGCGACAUGUGGUGCACCGCUUGCCGUUGGAAGAAGGCCUGCCAGAGAUUCACCGACUAGACGCCAACCUCCCGUCCAGCAGGUGGCGCCGAGCCCAGACGUUCAACGUCAUUCCCGCAUUUCGGGAAAGUGCAGCUAAAAAAAAACGUCAAGGAAAAACCACGCAUUUCCGGCGUACUUUUAUUUGUCGCUUUGUGUUUUGUUCAUUUUUUUGAGAGGGUUUUUUUGACGUUUUUGAGCCGAAAGGAACAUCGUAAUGUAUUUGUUUUCGUUUUUUUCUUGAAAAGAUGAUCUUAAAUCACGUCCUAGCAAAUGCCCCCUCCAAAAAAAUCGAGUAGCAAUUUGCUAUAAAAGUCGGGAACCAACUUUUUGAAAAAAUAUUUGUAAAGUUCGGGUUUUUAAAAAUUGAACCUCUAAAAAUUAGCUGAAAAAAAAACCAUUUUGCUAGCUUUUUGAGAGACAAUUUGUCAAUGUUGUUUCUGAGAAUUUUGUAAAUUUCCGCUCUUUUUAGAAAGCACUUUUGUUUGUCGAAAAUGGCUCAGAAAAUUAACAAAUUUUUGUUUUUGCGAGUUUGGGAAAAUUCGGGAAACAAUGCCGAUGAGAGAAAAAAAAUCCUGAUGUUCAAAAGUAAGAUAAGCUAAGCUAGCUAAGAUUGUCAACUCAGCUAGCAUAGCAUAAAAAACAGAUAUUUGUAAGGUUUUUUUUUUUUUUUAGUGUGCACUUUUUAACAUUUUUGGGAGAGCAAAAAAUUGAGACAAAUAUCAUCUUUUUCAUCUCAUUUUUUUAGGUUUUCAACAUUAUUUUUUUUCAAGAAGGAACAUUGCAUGUUUUGUUUUAGCUACUUAGAAGCAAACAUUCAAGCAACGAAACAACAUUGUGACCAUUUUUGACCAAGUUUUCAGCUUUUUGAAAAUGAAAAAAAAAUGAUCCAAGUGAAGAAACUUUUGAACAAGACCAGCUUUUGAUGCUACAAUUUGAAGGAAAAGUCAAGGAACAACUUUUUUGUUUUUUAUUUUCUAACAAACGGAGGGAACAUUUAGACAAACUUGGACAUUUGGAACUGAAUUUUUUUUUACCAGUUCUGGAAUGAAAAUAUCUUGGGAUAUUUCUUUUUUUGUAAUCGCACGAGAAAACUUUGCAACCAAAAGUUUGUUCAUUUCGUUCGAUUAGCGUUAUGCUACGUUACCAUGUUUACGCUUGUUGAUGUUUCUUCUUCGGUGAAACCGAGACCCACGGGCGAAAACGUUAAAAAAUAAAAACAACAAAAAAAACGCCCUCCUCCGCAAAAUCAUUCUUUCAUAUUUUCUUUUUGUACGAAUUUUGAUGCUAGCAUGCAAAGGAGGAGGGCCUCGAACCAAAAGCAAGCACUUCAACAGAGCACUUGUUCAAUUUUUGUUAGCGCCUUAACAUCACUCCCGUUUUAAAAAUAUAUCUAGGUGUAAAAAACGGGAAGAACUUUAAAAGUUAGCAGCCAGGCGGGGGAAAAAAAAGCACUUGAUUGCAUUUUUUUAGUCAUUUAGCGUACGUCAUUUUUCGGUUUUGAUUGUAUAUUUUUGUCGCUAGUUGACGCAAAACAUUAAGAUAGCCCAAAAAACGUUUACAUAUUUUUUUGUAUUUUUUUUUUUGCGACGUUACUAACAUUUUUGUCCUACUUUUUAACCUGUUUUCGCUAAUUUUCAUUUCACUAACCGUCGUUAACAUGUAAGUAAUUGUCGUCCGAUAUGCCCGUUUCCGACCUCCUUAAACACGACCUGUCGAAUGCUUACAAAUAGUAAAGCUCGUUGUACUGCUUCCGUGCAUUUUCGUCAGGGGAAAAAUAUUUCCAGGAUUUGACCAAAAAAACGUUCAAAAGUUUCAAUUUUGAAGCUUUCCAUUGAAAUAUACAGUAUUCCGUAUCUCUAUUUUCCGAUAUGUUUUCGCGUUGUUGAUCGAUGGCUCGGCGACGCCGGGCCGAGGUGCUACGUUAGCCGCUAACCAGAUUCAUUUGACCAAGUUGGACUGUAAAACGGAGCGGACGCCAUCUUGUUCAGAUGGAGGUGCUAUUCCCGCCAACGGCUGCCAUCUUGUACGAAUUGUUGUUGCUGUCGAAGAUGAAAAUAAAAAACACCUGACUCAAAGUCCAUCGAGUGCACUCGCCAAGUGCCAGAGGUAUGAAUGACAUUUUUUUGGGUAUAUUUCAGUCCAAGCAGAACAUUCAAAGUGAUUUUCUAAAAAAAAGAAUCAAGGGGUGUUUGAUUGCUAAUGUUCUUCCUUUCCUGAUAAAUCAUGCUAAAAAUGAUCAAAUUUUCGCUAAUUUUAGCUUAAAAACUUGGCUAGGUUUUCAUUUUCAGUUAUCGGAAUCCGCUAACGUCAGGGCUAACGUGAUUAAAUACGUCGUUUAUUUGUUUGUAGUUUAUUAGCUAGCUCACAGGGUGACGCGGAAACUACCUAACUGAUUUUUACGAUGUUUUACGCUAUAUUGGGGAACAUUUUUAGCGCGGACAGCUUGAGCUUCCAAAUAAAGGUGCACGAACAGUCAUUGUUUGACAUUUUGAGGUUAUGAGGGCGUUGAAAGGUGAAAAUUUUAUUUGAUUAGCCAACAAAAAAAUGACUUGUCGUAAUAGCGGUGAAUGCGACAAAAUAGUAUUGUGUUGUAGUAUUUUACAAUGAUGGCCAAAAGUAUUGGCACCUCUGCUAUUCUGUCAGAUAAUGCUCAAUUUCUCCCAGAAAAUGAUUGUAAUUACAAAUGCUUUGGUAGUAAUAUAUUAAUUUAUUUAGCUUGAAAUGAAAACAAAAAAAAAAGACAAUGAAAAAAAAAAUUUAAAUCAUGAUCAUUAUCAUUUUACACAGAACUCCAAAAAUGGGCCGGACAAAAGCACCCUUUGAAAAAUCAUGUGAUGCUUCUCUAAUUUGUGUAAUUAACAGCACCUGUUACUUACCUGUGGCACAUAACAGGUGGUGGCAAUAACUAAAUCACACUUGCAGCCAGUUAAAGUGGAUUAAAGUUGACUCAACCUCUGUCCUGUGUGCAUGUGUGUACCACAUUGAGCAUAGAGAAAAGAGAGAAGACCAAAGAACUGUCUGAGGACUUGAGAAGCAAAAUUGUGAGCAAACAUGGGCAAUCUCAAAGCUACAAGUCCAUUUGCAAAGACCCGAAUGUUCCUGUGUCUACCGUCCGCAGCGUCAUCAAUAAGUGUAAAGCCUACAGCACUGUAGCUAACCUCCAUAGAUGUGGACGGAAAAUACAAAUUUACGAGAGAUUUCAACGAAAUAUUGUGGGGAUGGUGGAUAAAGAACCUCGACUAACAUCCGAACAAGUUCAAGCUUUUCCACAGUCCGAGGGUACAACUGUGUCAACCCGUACUAUCCAUCGGCGUCUGAAUGAAAAGGGACUCUAUGGUGGGAUACCCAGGAAGACCCCACUUCUGACCCAGAGACAUAAAAAAGCCAGGCCGGAGUUUGCUUACACUUAACUGAGGAAGCCGAAAUCAUUUUGGAGUAAGUAUUAGGCUGAGGGUGCCAAUACUUUUGUCCGCCCUACUUUUUGAGUUUUGUGUAAAAUGAUAGUGAUUUUUUUUUUCCCAUUCUCUUGUGUUUUUUCAUUACAAGCAAAAUAAAUGAAGAUAUUAUUACC
This is a messenger RNA of Corythoichthys intestinalis (scribbled pipefish), 5682 nucleotides long. RefSeq names its product zinc finger protein 704 (gene znf704). Gene Ontology annotation, molecular function: DNA-binding transcription factor activity; RNA polymerase II cis-regulatory region sequence-specific DNA binding. Gene Ontology annotation, biological process: regulation of transcription by RNA polymerase II. Gene Ontology annotation, cellular component: nucleus. NCBI's taxonomy places the organism in Eukaryota, Metazoa, Chordata, Actinopteri, Syngnathiformes, Syngnathidae. Bases 591 to 2129 code for a protein of 512 amino acids. The record is from RefSeq and is a predicted model, not a curated record. The transcript has 9 exons.